AUGAGCAUCGGGUCCUUUGCGACCUUCCUAAUCGUCUGUCCAACAUGCUUCUUCCUCGGCAUAAUCUUCUCCCUCUUCCCCUACGACUACCCAAUCCUCUGGUCCACCUCCCCAACUCCAGCCUCGCAUUACGACUACCUCGAAUCCCACCUGCGCUUCCUUCACGCCUCCCCGCCGUUAAUCCCGCGCAUCCUCCACAUCGUCAUCUUCCUGGGUCUAGCCGGUCUCCUGACGAAACUGUACAGACCCUCUGAAUCGAACAUGCUUUUCGACGGCGCGUCGCUGGUGCUGUAUAUGUGCGGCGUUACGGUGUAUAUCGCGAACAUUGUCAAGGGUCUGCGGCUUGUUUCGGACGGGCGGUAUGGGGAUUUUAUCGAUGAGAAGGUUGGCGAGGGGAUACUGGGGAGGGAGGAUUCGCUGAAGGUGCUUUCCGCGAGUAACACGAUUUUGGCGCUGGUGCUUGUUGGUGUUCUUGUGCUGCAGGCGGGGCAGUGGUAUGCAGAGAGGAAGGAUGCGUUGGAGUUUGAGUCGUUGGAUGAGACGUCUGGUAAGGAGGGUGAGGAGGGGACUGGGACUGAUGGAGAUGGGGAGGGGACCUCGUCGGGUGUUAAGGUUGGGGGUGGGAAGAAGGGGUUGAAGAAGAAAAAUUGA
Molecule: messenger RNA, 651 nt
Organism: Aspergillus ruber CBS 135680
Lineage: Eukaryota; Fungi; Ascomycota; Eurotiomycetes; Eurotiales; Aspergillaceae
Product: putative secretory component protein shr3
Exons: 3
Coding region: 1-651 (216 amino acids)
Biological process (GO): endoplasmic reticulum to Golgi vesicle-mediated transport
Cellular component (GO): endoplasmic reticulum membrane
Source: RefSeq, a predicted model, not a curated record